Molecule: messenger RNA, 1640 nt
Organism: Epinephelus moara (kelp grouper)
Lineage: Eukaryota; Metazoa; Chordata; Actinopteri; Perciformes; Serranidae
Gene: gnav1
Product: guanine nucleotide binding protein (G protein) alpha v1
Exons: 9
Coding region: 378-1490 (370 amino acids)
Biological process (GO): adenylate cyclase-modulating G protein-coupled receptor signaling pathway
Cellular component (GO): heterotrimeric G-protein complex
Molecular function (GO): guanyl nucleotide binding; G-protein beta/gamma-subunit complex binding; GTPase activity
Source: RefSeq, a predicted model, not a curated record
AGGAGGCACUUUUAGGAUAAUCUGGGCUCCGUGCCAAGGCGGUAGAGCAGAUUUUUGAACCGCAGUGGCGCACAGUGACAUAACAACUCGGUGUUUGCACGGCUGAGCACAGAAAAGUUACCACCCAUUAAAAUCCGCCACUGACAAGGAAAAGAAGACCUGGAGCGAUGCGUAAAAUCUGAUGUGAGCCACAACUCCUCUGAGUUUAAAGGAUAUUUCGGACAUGGCCUGAACUUUUUUUCCCUCUCUCCAGAGUUUGCGGAACAGCAGCAGAGCUCGGAGCAUGCAGCUCACAGAAACUAACUCGGGUUGAUUCCCAGUCUGGACUUUAGUUUUCCUCUCAGGCCGGGGGUCCGGGGAGGAGAUGAGUGCUCAGGAUGGGACUGUGCCUCGGUACCGAAGUUACAGAGGAGGAGAAGAAGGCGAGGAUCCACAGUGCCAAGAUAGACAGAGACCUGUACGAGUACGCCAAGCGGGAGAUGAAUGUGGUUAAAAUCCUCCUACUAGGUGCAGCGGAGAGUGGUAAAAGCACUUUGGUCAAACAGAUGAAGAUCAUCCACAGUAAUGGAUUCACCAAACAAGAGCUCAUCAGCUUCAAGUUAACCUAUGACCCUCAUCUUUGGCAGCCUGCGGUGCUGGAUAACCUCCUGACCUCCAUGAAGUUUGUCCUCCAUGGCAUGGGCGUCCUCCGAAUCAACCUGGCUAACAGCAGGAACAAGGUCCACGCCCAUUCUGUCCUGUCGUGUGGGCGGUGUUUUGACGAAGAUCAGGUGCUGUUUCCUUUCCUAAGCCAUGCCCUGUCCUGUCUGCUGGCUGACCAGGGGGUGAGGGCGGCGGCGGCCCGGGGAUACGAAUACGAGCUCAAUGACUCGGCACUGUACUUCUUUGAGAACAUGACCCGCAUCACGUCUCCAGAUUACGUGCCUACAGAGACAGACGUUCUGCGAGUACGACUGAGGACGACGGGCGUGAUAGAGACCCAGUUCAAAGUCAGCCAUCUCAUUUUCAGGAUGUACGAUGUUGGAGGCCAGAGAACUGAACGGAGGAAGUGGAUUGCUUGUUUCGAGGACGUCAGGGCGGUGCUGUUUGUGGUGUCACUCAGCGGUUAUGACAUGACUCUGGUUGAAGAUCCCUCCGUGAAUCGUCUUCAGGAGAGCAUGAAGCUCUUCUCCUCCAUCUGCAACAACAUUUUCUUCCGCAGCACAUCCAUGAUUUUAUUCAUGAACAAGAUAGACCUUUUUCAAGACAAGAUUUUACACUCUGGGAGACAUCUGCGGUUAUACAUGCCUCAGUAUAAAGGUGCAGACUGCGAUGUGGACUCGUCUGCCCGCUUCAUUGCCGCCACCUUCGUCUCACUCAACACCACUCCUAGCAAACUCAUCUACCACCACUUCACCACGGCGACCGACACCUCCAACAUCCAGGUCGUCUUCCAGGUGGUCAUGGACACAAUAAUCAAAGAGAACCUGGAGGCUGUGUCGCUCCUUUAACUGCCAGCGGAGGUCCGAGACUUCACCGGACAGUCGCUGCUGUCAACCUUUGGAUGAGUCAUUUUAAAAGACAUGAAGACUGCCUGCUCUCUGAAGGUGCAGCCUGGGAGCGCCACUGUUGUUUGUGAUGCUUGAUUUCAUGUAGAAAAA